AUGGUGGAGGGACCUGGAUGUAAGAUUAAAGGCGAAAAAAUCAAAGGAAAACUUCACGGUCAAACCGUCAAGUCUGUCCAUGGAGCUGCUGUCGAUCGGGAAACUAAACAUCACAAAGGUGCAACAACAUCACAAUUUGACAAGUUGAUCAACAGGAAGCUGGAUGGAGUACUAACCCUGGGCAAGGAACUCUUCAUGUUCUUUGGAGAGAUGUGUUUAAGAGUUCACUUUUUAAUGGCUGGAUCUUUCUUGAUCAAUGAUAAGAAGCACGACCAUGAAAGUGGGAGUACAUCAGAACCUCCAAGUUUUGAGGUGGAAUUUUCUACUGAUAAACUUGCUUUUUACAAGUCAGCAGCGGAUAUCAGAUCAACAGAGUCAUGUAGAGAGAGAUACGACAGCCUGAAUGAUGUCGACAUCUGCUCUCCUGUGUUCAAUCAAAAACGUGCUGUUGCUUUGGUAAUUGAACAAAAAGGAAGACAGAUAUGUGAUGUUCUCCUGGACCAAACAAUACUGCCUGGAGUUGGGAAUAUAAUCAAAAACGAGGCUUUGUUUGACAGCGGGGUGAAGCCAGACUCUAAGGUAGAGGAACUGUCAGGAGAUCAUGUGUCACACCUAGUAAAAAUGACAAGAGAUUUCUCUAUGAUAUUUCUAAAGUGUAGAAGACAGGGAACAAAUCUUGGGAAAUUCCUGAAGAUUUACAACAAAGUGAAAUGUACACAAUGUGAUGGCAAGGUUGUGAGAUGUCGCCAAGGUGAUGAUUCUUCGAGGAUGACUUACUUCUGUGAGAAUUGUCAGGACAAUGACCUUGUACGGAAGAAAGAAAGAAUAUUACCUAAGAAGAACUCCUUGCUGGGUUGGGUCACAUCUGGUCAAGCUUCAGCCAUAAGUGACCAAAAAUGGGCCUGUGGGAUGUGUACCUUCAUUAACGGUCCAAGUCAACUCAAUUGUGAGAUGUGUUUCACAACCAGGACAAGUGUCCAGCAGUCAGGCCCAUCCUCAUCUUUCUUAGCAAGAACAUUGUCAGAGACAAGAUUUAGAGGGAAAUCACAGUUAGAUCGAACACCAGAAAGCUUUGACAUUGAAAAGCCUGCAAAACGAAGAAAAGUCGAGGACACUAAAGGAGACAGUAGAAUUCCAUGUUGUCCUGGGCACAAUAAGAAAUGUGCCUUGAGAGAGGUGUUUAAAAAGGGAGAUAACUAUGGACGCUGGUUUUUUUCAUGCUCUACAAGGGGACAACAACAAUGCAAAUAUUUCCAAUGGGCUGAUGACCUCUUCCCAUUGUGUGAAGCUCACGGAAAACCGUGUACUUUACGAACAGUUUUGAAACAAGGACCUAACAAUGGAAGACAGUUUUUUGUGUGUGCUGUGUCGAAGAAAAACAGCAAAGUAAAGUGUGGCACAUUUGAAUGGGCCGUUGGAUUUGAUAAGUCACGAGAGACAAAGUCUCAUGAUGACCUAUUGCGAUCACCUUGA
This is a messenger RNA of Ylistrum balloti, 1473 nucleotides long. Its product is annotated as endonuclease 8-like 3. Gene Ontology annotation, molecular function: DNA N-glycosylase activity; DNA-(apurinic or apyrimidinic site) endonuclease activity; damaged DNA binding. Lineage: Eukaryota; Metazoa; Mollusca; Bivalvia; Pectinida; Pectinidae. The transcript is spliced from 11 exons. The coding region runs from base 1 to 1473 and encodes 490 amino acids. Gene Ontology annotation, cellular component: nucleus. The record is from RefSeq and is a predicted model, not a curated record. Gene Ontology annotation, biological process: base-excision repair.